CUCUCUCUCUUUCACCCUCUCCUUCAGAUCGCUACCUCAACCAUUCCUCCUUCCCUUCUUACUCUACAGAUAGACUGCAUUAGAUUAUCAUAACACCACAUUCAUAAUGGCAUCAGCCGUACCUACCCCCGCUCGAGUUAACCCUGAAGACAUCCCAGGCAGUCACGCUGCUGCUGCUGCUCAAGCCGAUGGUUCCAAGGCUGAAGCCAAGAUGGACAUCAACGUCCUUCUCACCAACACUGACAAAGCUGCCCGCGACAGCGCUGCAAGCGAGUUAGUUAACAUUGUCAAAAUCGAAGGUCCCCAGGCUUUUGUUCGUCUCGGUCUUUCUGACGCGAUCGUCAAAGGUUUGACCGACAAGAAAAACGCCACCGCUCGUGAGGGUGCCUGCACACUUUUGAGCAGUUUGUGCGAAGCUGGCGUUGGUCAUGCUGUCGAACCGUUCGUUUUCACUCACAGCGACUCGGUGGUACUUAACGAGCUUUUGGAGGUUCUCGGUGACAAACUUCCGGUCGUCCGUGAUUCUGCCCUCGCCGCUCUCAAGAGCCUCGUCAAGAUCAUGACCCCAUGGGCCUUGCACUUGAUUCUCCCCGUCUUACUCACUCAAAUCGCCAAUGCCGGUAAAUGGCAAGUCAAGACUGGUGCUCUCGAAAUCUUGGACGAGCUUGUCGUCAGUUCUGCCGAUCAAAUGUCCAAAGCAAUGCCCGACAUCGUACCUGUUUUGGCUGCUGCCAUCUGGGAUACGAAAGCCGAUGUCAAAAAGGCAGCUCGUGCCUCUUUGACUAGGGCUUGUGCUUUGGUAUCGAACAAGGAUAUCGAAAAAUUCAUUCCUGCUUUGAUCUCUGCUUUGAUCAACCCGGUCGAAGAAGUACCAAAGUGUAUCCAGCUGUUAGCUGCUACCACUUUCGUAUCCGAAGUCGAUGCACCAACGCUUUCUCUCAUGGUACCUCUUCUUACAAGAGGAUGUAACGAGCGACCUACACCUACCAAGCGUAAAGUCGCCGUGAUCACGGACAACAUGGCCAAACUUGUCGACUCGGAGGUCACUGUCCGACCCUUCAUUCCCCAACUCCUUCCCGCCCUCAUGAAGAUGGCCGAUGUCACCGGUGAUCCUGAAGCGCGUGGUGUUGUCAACAAAGCCAUCGCAACCGUCCGUGAGGUCGGAAAAGUCCCAGCCGACUCUGAUGGAACCAACAUGCCGCCUUUCAAGAAGCACUCUCCUGCUGACACGGCUAAGGCAUUUGUCGCAUCCAUCAAGAAGGCCGGUGGUAGCAGCCAACGGGCCGCCACCAGCACAGACUCUCCCCUUGUCAUCUUUAUCUCUGAGAUCGGAGCUGCGCUAGUGAACGCUCGUAACUACGAGCUCACCGAGUGGGAGUCCGCCCUUGUCCCAUAUGUCACCUUGGCCUUCGAUCCUACAAUUGCCGUUCAGAAAGCUCCAGGUGUCGUACGAGAAGUGCUCGAGCAAAGUGCCAAGGAAGAAGGUGACGUCGUUGAAGUAUUUGAAGAUGAAGAAGAGGGCGAGGACUUGUGUAACUGUACCUUCUCUCUUGCUUACGGAGCCAAGAUUCUUCUCAACACCGCCACUUUACGAUUGAAGCGAGGUCACCGUUAUGGGCUUUGUGGAAGAAACGGUUCUGGCAAAUCUACUCUCAUGCGUGCCAUCCACAACGGACAAGUUGAAGGCUUUCCGUCCCCCGAUGAAGUUCGAACAUUCUACGUUGAACACGAUAUUGACGGAUCCGAGGCCGAGAUUGCAAUCAUUGAUUGGAUAGACUCUGACACCCGUAUCCAAGCCACUCGAGACGAGAAAUCCAAGGCGCUAGCUGAGGUCGGUUUCUCUCCGGACCGACAAGGACAUGCCAUCGGAUCACUCUCUGGUGGUUGGAAGAUGAAACUUGCUCUUGCCCGAGCAAUUCUUUUCAAGGCCGAUAUCUUGCUGCUUGAUGAGCCUACCAACCAUUUGGAUGUGCUCAACGUUCAAUGGCUGAUGGACUACUUGAAGUCUCUUGAGACUUGUACCUCGAUCAUCGUCUCUCACGACUCAGGCUUCUUGGACAAUGUUUGUACCGACAUCAUUCACUUGAACCGAUUCAAGAUCAAACGUUAUCCUGGUAACUUGCAAGCCUUUGUUCAACGUGUACCGGAGGCCAAGGCCUAUUACGAACUCUCAGCUCUUGAAGAAUAUCAAUUCAAGUUCCCUGACCCACCUUUCUUAGAUGGUGUCAAGACCAAGGAAAAGGCGCUGAUGAAGAUGAGGAAAGUCGGAUUCCAAUACCCUGGCUCUCCUGCUCAACAAUUGUACGAUGUUACCCUGCAAGUCUCCCUCAGUUCGCGUGUCGCCGUCUUGGGUCCCAAUGGAGCUGGUAAAUCUACCUUGGUGAAGUUAUUGAUUGGUCAACUCGAACCGAACAAGGGUGGUGAUGUAUGGAAGCAUCCUAACUUGGUCAUUGGAUACGUUGCCCAACAUGCUUUCCACCACAUCGAUAACCAUCUAGACGACACCCCGCUCCAGUACCUCCUCAACCGAUACCAAACUGGAGAAGAUAUCGAGGAAUUGCAAGCUGCCAACCGACAGUUGACUGCAGAGGAAGAGAAGAAGAUGAAGGAAGGUGGAGUAGUGGUAGUCGAAGGCCAAAAACGAUUCAUCGAAGACAUUACCAACCGAAAGAAAUUGAAACAAUCCUUCGAGUAUGAAUGUUCUUUCAAAGGCUUGUCCUCAUCAGAGAACAUCUGGCUUGCAAGAGAUGAGUUGAUCAAGAGAGGUUUCGAGAAGAAGAUUAUUGAAGUUGAUAGUCGUGAAGCUCAAAAGGCUGGAUUAUUGAGACCCUUGGUCCGAAAGGAAAUUGAAAACCACAUGUCUAUGUUUGGUCUUGAGGCUGAGUUUGUUACUCACAACACAAUGCGUGGUCUGUCUGGAGGUCAAAAAGUCAAGGUUGUGUUAGCUGCUGCUACAUGGCGACGACCUCAUGUGGUGAUCUUGGACGAACCUACCAAUUAUCUUGAUCGAGAGUCGCUCGCCGCGUUGAUCGAGUCAUUGAAGACAUUUGAAGGUGGUGUCUUGGUGAUCACUCACAACCGAGAAUUCUCGGAAUCGAUCUGUUCUGAAGUAUGGGCAAUGAGAGAUGGUUACCUUGAAGCCUCUGGUCACAACUGGACCGAAGGACAAGGAUCAGGUCCAAGAAUCGAUAAAGGCAAAGAAGAUGAGGAAGAUCACUUUGAUGCCUUGGGUAACAAGAUUGAUGCUCCAAAGAAAGCCAAGAAAUUGACUUCUAAAGAUGAGCGAAAGAAGAAGAAAGAGAGGAUGGCCAGAAAGAAAGCUGGAAUCGAAAGUGAUGAAGAGGAUCUUUGAGACCAAAACGGCUGUGAAAAGGGGGAGUUAUAUCUAGCUCACCCUGUCGAUCAUUCCAUUCAGUCUUUUUCAUUCUUCAUUGCAGUUUUGUGAUUUCCAUUUUGUUUGUCAAAUGAUUGAUUGAAUUAGAAUCAUCAUCAUGAUCAUGAUCACAUAGAGUACUUGGUUUCUUUUCUGUUCUCAAUCCAUUUGAAUCAAUUAAAAAAGCUCACUUGUUCACGCGUAUAGAGUAUACCACCAGCAAAAAGAAUAGAUUUAUGAUGUAGAAUUGAGAACAUUCUUUUCUUAAUAUUUCUUUUAGCACUGAAAGAUAAUAUUUGUGAUGACUACAUACAUGCUUGGAUGAUUGGAAAAGACUUCUUUUGAAAUGUUGGUCUUGGUUGAGG
This is a messenger RNA of Melampsora larici-populina 98AG31, 3738 nucleotides long. RefSeq lists its product as uncharacterized. Lineage: Eukaryota; Fungi; Basidiomycota; Pucciniomycetes; Pucciniales; Melampsoraceae. The record is from RefSeq and is a predicted model, not a curated record. The coding region runs from base 107 to 3352 and encodes 1081 amino acids. Gene Ontology annotation, molecular function: ATP binding; ATP hydrolysis activity; translation elongation factor activity. The transcript has 9 exons.